Messenger RNA from Aspergillus affinis, 2841 nucleotides. RefSeq lists its product as uncharacterized. Gene Ontology annotation, molecular function: ADP binding; catalytic activity; protein binding. Gene Ontology annotation, biological process: nucleoside metabolic process. The transcript has 4 exons. The coding region runs from base 1 to 2841 and encodes 946 amino acids. The record is from RefSeq and is a predicted model, not a curated record. NCBI's taxonomy places the organism in Eukaryota, Fungi, Ascomycota, Eurotiomycetes, Eurotiales, Aspergillaceae.
AUGGCUCUAUCGCACAAUGACUAUAUGAUUGCCUGGAUCUGCGCCUUGCCGCUCGAAAUGGCUGCCGCAAAGGUCAUGCUGGAUGAGACUCACCCUCCCCUACAUCAACCAAAGUCCGACUCAAAUGCCUAUACUCUUGGAAGUAUCAGUGGCCAUAAUAUCGUGGUAGCUUGUCUACCGUCUGGUAUUUAUGGUAUCACAUCUGCAGCGGUUGUUCUCGCUAAUAUGCUGCCAACGUUUCCCUCUCUUCGAUUUGGGCUGAUGGUAGGCAUCGGAGGCGGCGUGCCCAGCGAGACCAACGACAUUCGACUCGGUGAUAUCGUUGGUCAAUUGGUGGAUCGUAAGGCGCGAGUUACUGACGAACCAGUUACUCACUAUGGUUUGAUUGCUUCCGGGAAUCAGGUUAUAAAGGAUGCCAAGAAACGAGACUUUCUCGCUCAAUCAAUGGACAUUCUCUGCUUUGAAAUGGAAGCUGCUGGACUUGUAGACCAGCUGCCGUGUCUGGUGAUUCGAGGAAUCUGUGACUAUUGUGACUCUCACAAACAUAAAGGAUGGCAAGGUUAUGCGGCUCUCACCGCUGCUGCAUAUACUAAAGAGCUUCUUUCUGUCGCGCCUUUAGCAGUCACCCAGUCAGUCACUACCACUAAAUUUCUGGUUACAUUGGAUCUGACGACAGUGCCCGCAAUUGAAGAAUUUAUUGGACGACAGGAAGACCUUAAACACCUGUGGCACUAUCUACAACCAGCAGGCUCACCAUUACGCAAAGUCGCUAUCCUCCAUGGCCUUGGUGGAAUCGGGAAAUCACAACUUGCAAUUAAAUUUGCACGUGAGCACAAAAAUGGCUUUUCAGCAAUCUUUUGGAUAAAUGGGAAAGAUCGAUCUACCCUGGUUCGAUCUUUGAGUUCUUGCCUUCCACGCAUACAAACGUAUGCCGUGGCAAAUGAAGCCGCUACAGAGGAAGAAGCAGAACAGCGGGCUAGCCAAGUUAUAAAGUGGCUAGCAGUACCAGAAAAUCAAAACUGGUUAUUGAUCUUUGACAAUAUUGAUCAGUAUACGCCCCUAGAGACCAGCAAUAAUGGUGAAUAUGAUAUCAAGGAUUUCUUCCCAAAUGCUGAUCAUGGGUCUAUUCUUAUUACCUCCCGGCUCCAGAGAUUGAUGGAACUCGGAAAAUCAUUUCCUAUCGAAAGACUCGCACCCAAAGAUGCUAGAAAACUCUUCUUACAAAGUUGGGGACGUUCUUUGUCCGAGAUUGUAGAUGCGGGAUUAGAGAAAGAUCUUGCUAGUCUCAUGGCUCAAUUUGAUGGUUUACCAUUGGCAAUUGUCAUUGCUGGCGCAUUCAUGCGCGAAACUGGCACAGGCAUCAGUGAGUACCUGGAGGAUUAUCAGGAAUCAUGGUUCGAAUUGCAGGCUCAAUCUUUACCCACGCGUCAUUAUCACCAAGGUAAUAUCCUUCAGACAUGGGCAGUAUCCUAUCAUGAAAUUCAGAAACGAGAUUCAACUGCUGCAAUACUGCUUCUCUUUCUGUCGUUUUUCGAUAACCAAGACAUCUGGUAUGAGUUGGUUGCGGGUGGCCGUCAUUGUCCUAAUGUCCCCGAUUGGUUCGAAAUGGCGGUUGGGAGAAAAUUCGACUUUAAAGCACGGAUCAAAACCCUCCUUGCAUUUUCCCUAAUCGAAACUAAGCCACAAGGAGGAAGCUAUAGGUUACAUCCAGUAGUUCAGGACUGGUGUACCCAUGUUGCUGGGACAGAAAAUCAUAUCUCUCGAUUAAGGGAAAUUGCGCUUGUUUCCAUUGGAUAUACAGUCCCGGGUAGUGAUGAGAAAGACUAUGCGAGAGUUCAGCGGCGCCUGCUCCCACAUGCAAAUUAUGUGUUUCGAAAACAUAUGACUUACGAAACCAAUAAUACCGCAGUUUGUGGCGCUUUCCAUAUGCUAGGAAAUUUAUACUCGGAUCAAGGCAAGCUGAAGGAGGCAGAGGAGAUGUACCAGCGUGCACUAGCAGGGAAGGAACAGGCUCUAGGUCCUGAUCAUACAUCUACCCUGCGCACUGUCAACAAUCUUGGUCUUCUCUACUCUGAUCAAGGCAAGCUGAAGGAGGCAGAGGAGAUGUACCAGCGCGCACUGGCAGGAAAGGAACAGGCUCUAGGUCCUGAUCAUACAUCUACCCUGGACACUGUGCAUAAUCUUGGGAAUCUCUACAAAGAUCAAGGCAAGCUGAAGGAGGCAGAGGAGAUGUACCAGCGUGCACUGGCAGGGAAGGAACAGGCUCUAGGUCCUGAUCAUACAUCUACCCUGGAUACUGUACACAAUCUUGGGAAUCUCUACUCUGAUCAAGGCAAGCUGAAGGAGGCAGAGGAGAUGUACCAGCGUACACUGGCAGGCUACGAACAGGCUCUUGGUCCUGAUCAUACAUUUACCCUGGACACUGUGCAUAAUCUUGGGACUCUCUACUCUGAUCAAGGCAAGCUGAAGGAGGCAGAGGAGAUGUACCAGCGUGCACUGGCAGGUUACGAACAGGCUCUCGGUUCUGAUCAUAUAUCCACUCUGCGUGCUGUUGGCAAUCUUGGCCUUCUCUACUCUGAUCAAGGCAAGCUGAAGGAGGCAGAGGGGAUGUACCAGCGUGCACUGACAGGGAAGGAACAGGCUCUCGGUCCUCAUCAUACUGAAGCACGUGAGGUGUCCAGCAAUCUUCAUACCCUCACUCACCUCAAUGUUGGGGCCGAUUCGCCUGGACUGCACGCUUUCCAGGGCCCGUCAGUACAGGCAUCUGGUAACAACUCUAAAGAUGCGCCCAACAAACCGCGGAAGAGGGAUGCUUUUUAUAAGGCUUUCCGCAGAAAAUAA